Dinoponera quadriceps is the source of this 12793-nucleotide messenger RNA. It is a transcript of the gene Dnah3, whose product is annotated as dynein heavy chain 3, axonemal. The record is from RefSeq and is a predicted model, not a curated record. Lineage: Eukaryota; Metazoa; Arthropoda; Insecta; Hymenoptera; Formicidae. Gene Ontology annotation, biological process: microtubule-based movement. The coding region runs from base 502 to 12633 and encodes 4043 amino acids. Gene Ontology annotation, molecular function: ATP binding; dynein intermediate chain binding; minus-end-directed microtubule motor activity. Gene Ontology annotation, cellular component: dynein complex. The transcript is spliced from 13 exons.
AAUACAAGAAUUUUAUAUAAUAUGCGUAAGAACAUGUAACAGUUACUUGUGUAAGAAUAUUUUUAUCGAAUUACGAUCGAAAAAACAUGUAUAAAUACAUAUCCACGAACAUUGUGUUAUUCUUUAUAUUACUCUGAUAUAAAGAAUAUGCGUAAAUAUAUAUACGAUACAUAUAAAAAUUCACAAGUUCAUAGCUUCCUCGCUUGUUCCAGGUUCUCUCUCUCUGUCGUCAUAGUUACGUAAAUACGUGUAACACGUUAGCCAAGAUUGAUACGUCAUCGUCGAUACACUUGACAGUUUGGAUCUGGUUAUUGCACAUCGAUGUAGAUCGACAGAAAAGUCAUCUGGCUUUCAGUUAAAAGAAAUAACAGUGGAUGAUAAAAAAAGUGGAAGAUACGUUUUCCUCGGCGUCUGUCGACACUUGCAGAAAAUGCACGUUGAACGGCGAACAUAUCAAUAUUUUCGAUAUUUUUAACGAAUUACAGUUUGAAUAACACAGACAUGACUGAAAAGAAGUGCGAGGUCUCGAAUAAAGUACAUGAAACGGUGGCAAGACAUACCGAGUAUCCGUCGCCGAAACAAUCAGAAAUGCUUCAAUUGACGAAGAAGCAGAAGUUGUCGCAGUUGUUAACGCAGGAGGUGUCGCCAAAGAUUCCUUACGAACACGAACGAUGGCACCCUUUUGAUACUAGCGGUGGUGCGUUAACGAGUCCGCCUCGGGAUUUAGUCGAACGAUACAAGGAAGAAGCCGAACGCAGAGCCGCCAUCGCAGCCGAGAAAAAACGUGAUCAUCUGCCUGAGAACAUAGUGAACCUGAGAGAUUUGGCGGACGGCACGUGGUUGUACAAGAGUAAAGAGGCGAAAGUUUUGAGGAGGGAAGAGAUGCUCGCUGAGGCAAGAGCCAAGAAGAAGAGGACGACGAAGGUCCGAAAGAUUGUGCGCUACGUCGAAGCAGAGAUUCCAAGAUCUGUGGAAGAACAAUUGGCUGAGUGGAUGGCGAUGGUUGAUGAGGAACAGAAGCGAGUUAAGCCUGACGAUGUUGCGAAAAUUCGUUAUCUUAGGGAUCACUACAUUAGCGAUGGCCAAUUGCAGCCGUACGAAUACGCUGAUAUCGAGGCGGCGAAGAAGCUUAUCGCUGCUAAACUGCGAAAACGCGAAGAUUUCGAUGAGAUAAUGAAAGUAGCGGAGCUGGAAAUAAUAAGUAACUACAAGCAGGGUCUGCGUUCCGCCAUAGUGGAUUAUAUUUUGAAGGAUCCCGACGAGCGGAGGCGUUUGUCCGUUGAAACGCCGCCCAUCGAGUUCCCCCUUCUGUGCAUCCGCGCGCCGGUACCUUGGCAUCAGUCCAAGGUCACAGCGGACCACCUGAUGCAACACGGUCUUUUCAUCAGCAAUGAAAUCUUGAGGGACAUCCGUGACUUGUGGUUUCUGAAGUACCGUGGAGUGAGAAUAAUUCGCAUGCAAGAUUUCGGCACGUUUCCCGUGCCGGCCGCCGAAAUCGAGCCGAAACUGAAUGCCUUGUGCGUAGCCGCCACCGACUUCCUCGUCAAAGAGUGGUUGGCCGACGUGGCGGAUAUAUUUUUGGGGAAAAAGCACAUCUGGUCGCGGUACUUCGACGUGCAUCCCAACGCGUCCACCGCCUGGGUCGAGAAGUUCUUUCGCAGCGUGAAUUCCCUCCUGUCGAGGCAAUUGCGAGUCAUGAUAUUGGAAACGCUGGAGGACGUGAGAAGGUUCUUCAUACGCUUCAAGGCCGGCAACGCGUUCGAAGGGGAUUACGAGGAUCUCAUGUUCCUCGAAACUCCUUUCAUAACAGUGAAAGUGGAGCCGGAACUCGGCACGACGAACUUGCACUGCAGACCGAACAUCUUCGAAUUGCACACUACGAUUUCGCGGUGUUUCGACAAGAUCAUCAAGGUGGGCGCUACGAUUCCCAAUAUCGAGGCCAUCCUGUUUCCAGAACUGGACCAGCCGGUCGGCCGUCUGUUCUCCCUUUCGCGAUACGAAAGCACGGUAUUGAAAAUAAUUAGCGACGUGUCGGACGUGAUCAUCAAACACAUGACCGGCGCUGAUAGUUACCUCAAGUGCUACACGGACUUAUUGUACAUCACGAGCGGUGUAGCCAAGGAGAAAUUAGACCAUUUCUUCUCGAUCGAGCCGCCACCGUUUCUGCGCGAGUUCGAGCAGCAGAUAAAAGCGUACGACGCUUUGCGAAGGGAGAUUUCUAUGUUUCGAUGUAAGAUUCCUCUAAACAUGAUCGAGAUAGAUUGCAGCGUCGUAAACGAGACGAUGAGGUCGGUGCUGCUCACGCUUCGUAGCAGAAUAUGCGACUUCUUCGCGGACGAGCUGCGGUCCAACAACCGGGACCUGUGCUCCAACUUCGACGAGAUCGCGGAGAAGAUCUCGAGGAUGCCGGAAACAACGCAGGACGUCGUCGAGUUGUACAACUACCUAUGCGAGAGUCGCGACACGACCAUGUUCAAUCUGAAGAGACGCCUGGCCCGCUCGAUCGAGCUGACGUUGUUCCUCUUCGAUUACCAGCCGCCCUCGGACGAGGACCUGUACUUGAACGCGCGCGCCAUCACCUGGCCGAAGGAGAUGGACGUCAUAAUGGAGCUGGCGAGCAAGAGGUUGCUCAUGAGAAGGGACUUCUCGGAGUCGGUGUUGCGUACGCGACGCGACUAUUUCGACAAGAAGAUAAUCGCGCUGCAGCAGGCCAUCGAGCAGUUCAAGCGGAAGGACCCGCCGGUCCUCACGAUGGAGGAGAUGGAGCAGGCCGUCGAUGAGAUCGAGGAGAUCUCCAAGACCAUGACGGCCAUCCGCAAGGAGGCCGAGGAGAUCAACACGGAGGAGACCCUGUUGGACAUAGAGCUGAGCCCGUACCUGGAGCUGCCGGUGAUGUCCUCCACGGUGGACAUCUUCGACAGGCUCUGGCACACCGCUCUGGGCUUCCAUCGGAAUUACGAUCUGUGGUAUUACGGGCCCUUCCUGGGCCUGAACGCCGAGAAAGUGCGCGAGGAGACCGAGGAGACCUGGCGGGCGCUCUACAAGAUGUCCCGCAUACUCGCGGAUGUGCCGGGCGCGAGGCGGGUUGCCGAGAUGGUGCGCGGCAAGGUGGAGAAGUUCACUCAGUUCCUGCCUCUGCUGCAGAUCAUCUGCACACCGGGUCUGCAGGCGCGACACUGGCAGGCUAUCAGCGAAAUCGUCGACAUGCCGAUAAUGCCGACGGACACCACCUCCCUGUCGGACAUGAUCGAGUGCGGCCUGAUCGUUCACAUCGUCAGGCUGGAGGAGAUCUCCUCUGCGGCGACGAAGGAGUACGCUCUGCAAAGGAGCCUGCAGAGGAUGAAGGAGGAGUGGAUGGAAGUGUACUUCGAGCUGAUACCGUACCGUGAGACCGGGGUGUUGAUAUUGACGGGUGUCGACGACAUACAGACGCUGCUGGACGACCACGUACUGAAGGCCCAGACCAUGAGGAGUUCCCCAUUCGUCAAGGCGUUCGAGCGGGAGAUGCAGCAGUGGGAGGAGAAGCUGAUCAUGAUGCAGGACAUCGUCGACCAGUGGUUGCUCUGCCAGGCCACGUGGAUGUACCUCGAGCCGAUAUUCAGCAGCGAGGACAUAAUGCGGCAGAUGCCGACCGAGGCGCGGGACUUCCGGCAGAUCGACAAGACGUGGCGGCGCAUCAUGGCGCACGUCGCGAGCAACAGGCGUGUGCUCGAGGCCACCGCCUACCCGAACAUGCUGGAGGAGUUCAGGACGUGCAACAGGCUGCUCGACGAGAUCCAGAAGGGUCUGAACGAGUACCUGGAGAAGAAGCGGCUGUUCUUCCCGCGGCUGUUCUUCCUGUCGAACGACGAGCUGCUGGAGAUCCUGUCGGAGACGAAGGACCCGCAGCGGGUGCAGCCGCACCUACGGAAGUGCUUCGAGGGUAUCAGCAGGUUGCGCUUCACGAAGGACGAGGAGAUAAUCGGCAUGCUGUCGGAGGAGGAGGAGUAUGUGCCGCUGAGCGGCAAGAUCUACCCGGCGGACGCGAAGGGCAUGGUGGAGCGAUGGCUGAGCCAGGUGGAGGAGCUCAUGCUGAUCUCGAUGCGCGACAUCGCCGAGGAGAGCAUCCUCGCUUACUUCACGGAUGAGCGCGAGGAAUGGGUGCUCUCCUGGCCCGGCCAGAUGGUCAUCUGCAGCAGUCAGGUGCACUGGACCAGCGAGGUGUACGAGUCCUUCGACGAUCGCAGCACCCGGGCCUACCUGUACAAGUGCAGCGAGCAGAUACAGCAUAUCGUGGACCUCGUGCGCGGCAAGCUCGACCGCGGCGCCAGGAUCACGCUGAACGCCCUGAUAGUGAUGGACGUGCACGCCAGGGACGUGGUGAAGCUGCUGGUCGACUUGCACGUGAGCGAGCCUUUAGACUUCAACUGGAUCGCGCAGCUCCGUUACUACUGGAUAGACGACCGCAUCACCGUCUCCAUGAUCACGACCGACAUCUUGUACGCCUUCGAGUAUCUCGGCAACACGCCCCGCUUGGUGAUCACGCCCCUGACCGACCGCUGCUACAGAACCCUGAUGGGCGCGUUCAAGCUGAACCUGGGCGGCGCGCCGGAAGGACCGGCCGGUACCGGCAAAACGGAGACGUCGAAGGAUCUCGCGAAAGCGGUGGCGAAGCAGUGCGUGGUCUUCAACUGCUCCGACGGGCUUGAUUACAAGGCGAUGGGCAAGUUCUUCAAGGGCGUCGCACAGUCCGGCGCAUGGGCCUGCUUCGACGAGUUCAACAGGAUCGAGUUGGAGGUGCUGUCCGUGAUCGCCCAGCAGAUACUCUCGAUCCAGAUGGCCAUCGGCAUGAAGCUGGAGAAGUUCCUGUUCGAGGGCACCGAGUUGAAGCUGAAUCCCACUUGCAACGUGAUCAUCACGAUGAACCCGGGUUACGCCGGCCGGCAAGAGCUGCCGGACAAUCUCAAGGUGCUCUUCCGCACGGUGGCGAUGAUGGUGCCGGAUUACGCGAUGAUCGGGGAGAUCUCCCUCUACUCGUACGGCUUCGUCGACGCGAAGAACCUCGCGCAGAAGAUCGUCCACACGUACAAGCUGUGCUCGGAGCAGCUGAGCUCGCAGAACCACUACGACUACGGGAUGCGAGCCGUGAAGACGGUGCUGAUAGCCGCCGGCAAUCUGAAGCUGAAGUACCCGGAACGUGACGAGUCCACGCUGGUACUGCGCGCGACCGUCGACGUGAACCUGCCCAAGUUCCUGGCCCAGGACGUCUACCUCUUCACCGGCAUCUACACGGAUCUCUUCCCGGGCGUGGACCUGCCGCAGCCGGAUCGCGGCGAUCUCGUGGAGCUCCUCAAGGCGAAUCUGGAGAAGCGGAAUCUGCAGGCCACCCCGUGGUACGUGGAGAAGAUCGUCCAGGUAUACGAGAUGAUACUGGUGCGACACGGGCUGAUGCUGGUCGGCGGGACCUUGGCCGGCAAGACCCAGGCUUACCAAGUGUUGGCCGAUUCCUUGGGGGAACUGUCGACCAGACGGAAAGCCACCGUGCGGGAGUUCCGCACGACCUACCGUGUGAUCAACCCCAAGGCCAUCACCUUGGACCAGUUGUACGGCUGCUUCGACCCGGUGUCCCACGAGUGGAGCGACGGCGUGCUAGCCAAGACCUUCCGUGAGUUCGCGCAGUCGAUGUCAUUGGACCGCAAGUGGAUCGUGUUCGACGGCCCCGUCGACGCGGUCUGGAUCGAGAGCAUGAACACCGUGUUGGACGACAACAAGAAGCUCUGCCUGAUGUCGGGUGAGAUCGUGCAGAUGUCCGCCAAGAUGAACAUGAUGUUCGAGCCGGCCGACCUCGAGCACGCCUCGCCGGCCACCGUCAGCAGGUGCGGCAUGAUCUACAUGGAGCCGUCGCAGUUAGGCUGGCCGCCUCUCUUCCAGUCCUACAAGAAGCGCCUGAAGGAGAAACUGCUGAUCGAGCAGUUCGACCUCGUCGUGGAACUGGUCGAGUGGCUCACCGAUCCGAUCUUCCAUUUUAUCCAUUACUAUUGCAAGACCUUCGUCGCCAUGUCGGAGAAUCACAUGUUUCUGUCCUUCACGAAAGUGUUCAGCAUGAUGUUGGCGGAGGAGACGCAGGUGAGCACGGUGUGGCUGCAGUGCGUGUUAAUCUUCAGCAUGAUAUGGGGCAUGUGCUCAACUUUAACGGGCGAGAGCAGGAAAACCUUCGAUACGUAUUUGCGGCAACUGUUGCUCGGUAAUAUCGAGGAGCAACCGAAGCCGAAGGCGUUCAAACUGACGAAGCAGCAACUCUUUCCCGACAAAGGCACGGUGUACGAUUGGAUCUACGAUAAGAGGAACAAUGGAUCUUGGAUAUCUUGGAUGGACACUGUACAGCAGGCAGCCUUACCGGCAACGGCGAAAGCCAGCGAGCUGAUCAUCCAGACGACGGAGAUGUCCAUUCAGAACUUCUUCAUAAAGCAAUUCCUGCACAGAGCGGUGCCGAUCCUGUUCGUGGGUCCGACGGGCACUGGCAAGUCCGCGAUCGUGCUCAACCACCUCAUGUCGUUGCCCAAAGAAAAGUUCAUGGAGAACGUCGUGAACUUCAGCGCUCGCACGAGCGCGACGCUGACGCAGGAGAUGGUCAUGUCCAAGUUGGACCGCAGGAGGAAAGGUGUCUACGGCCCGGCGAUGGGGAAGAAGUGCGUGCUGUUCGUGGACGACCUCAGCUUGCCGCAAGUGGAGAUCUACGGCGCCCAGCCGCCGAUAGAGCUGCUGCGCCAAUGGAUAGAUCACGGCUACUGGUUCGACCCGAAGGACACCUCGAUGCUGUACUUAGCGGACAUCCUGAUGAUCGCCGCCAUGAUACCGCCGGGCGGCGGCUCGAACGUCGUGACGCCCCGAUUGAUCCGCCACAUGAACGUGAUCGGCAUCGACUCCUUCGAGGAGACCACGAUGAAGAAGAUCUUCUCGUCGAUCCUCGAGUGGCACUUCGCCAAGGGCUUCGUCACCGAGGUCUCCAGGCUGGGCAAGAUGGUAGUGGACGCCACCAUGAACGUGUUCCUCGCGGCCAUUCAAAAUUUCCUGCCGACACCGUCCAGGAGCCAUUACACCUUCAAUCUGCGCGACUUCAGCCGCGUCAUCAUGGGCGUGCUGCUGGUGCCCGCCGCCAGGAUGAGGGACCCCGACAAGCUCAUCAGGUUGUGGGUGCACGAGGUGUACAGGGUGUUCCACGACCGGCUGAUAGACGACGCCGAUCGCGAGACUCUGUUCAGGAUGGUGCGGCACACGUGCUACGAUCAGCUGCGUCAGCCGUUGGACAAGGUGCUCGCCGAUCUCCUGAAGCCAGGCGAGAAGGCGCUCACGAGUUCGCACAUCCGGGACCUCUUCUUCGGCAAUUACAUCGAGCCCGACGCCGACCCGAAGAUCUACGACGAGGUGACGGACCUGGAGGACCUCCAGGAGAAGAUGGAGUACUACCUGGACGAGUACAACGCGAUCUCGCAGACGCCGAUGAACCUGGUGCUCUUCAGGUACGCCAUCGAGCACGUGUCCCGCGUGUCCCGGGUGCUGCUGCAGGACAAGGGCCACGCGCUGCUCGUCGGGAUAGGCGGCUCGGGGCGCAACUCCUGCGCCCGCCUGGCGACCAGCAUGUGCGAGUACCUGAUACACCAGAUCGAGAUCACGAGGACGUACGGGCCGACGGAGUGGCGGGAGGACCUGAAGCGCUUGCUGUUGCGCGUCGGUUGCGACGGCAAGCCGACGGUUUUCCUCUUCAACGACCAUCAGAUCAAGGACGAGUCCUUCAUCGAGGACAUCAAUAUGGUGCUGAACACCGCGGACGUGCCGAACCUGUACGCGUUGGAGGAGAAGGCGGAGAUACAGGACAAGAUGACGGCGAUAGCGCGCGAUCCGAGCGGUCGGAAGAUGGAGACGACGCCGAUGGCGCUCUACAACCUCUUCAUCGACCGUAUCAAGAAGUACCUGCACAUCGUACUGACGAUGUCGCCGAUCGGCGACGCUUUCCGCAACCGGCUCAGGAUGUUCCCGUCGUUGAUCAACUGCUGCACCAUCGACUGGUACACGCUGUGGCCGGAGGACGCCCUCGAGAAGGUAGCCAGGAUCUCGCUGCAGGACCUCGACAUCGGGCCCGAGCUGCGGGAAAAGUGCGUGCACAUAUGCAAGCAGUUCCACACGAGCGUGUCGGUGGCGAGCGAGGAGUACUAUUCGACGUACGGCAGACGGUACUACGUCACCCCGACGAGCUUCCUGCAGCUGAUCAAGAGUCUCUACAGGCUCUACGGGCAGAAGAUCGAGCAGAUCACGAUGCAGCAGAACCGCUACGAGACCGGGCUGGAGAGGCUGGACUUCGCGGCUAGCCAGGUGUCGGUAAUGCAGGACGAGCUGCAGGAGUUGCAGCCGAAGUUGUUGGCGCAGUCGCAGCUGAGCGACAAGCUGAUGAUCAGGAUCGAGCAGGACACGGUGAACGUGGAGGCGAAGAAGGAGAUCGUAGCGGCGGACGAGGCGCUGGCGAACGAGGCGGCGGCCGCGGCGCAGGCCAUCAAGGACGACUGUGAGAGCGACCUGGCGGAAGCGACGCCGGCGUUGGAAGCCGCCGUGGCGGCCCUGGACACGCUCAAGCCGGCCGACAUCACGAUCGUGAAGGCGAUGAAGGCGCCGCCGGCCGGCGUGCGGCUGGUCAUGGAGGCGGUGUGCGUGCUGAAGGGCGUGAAGCCGGACAAAGUGCUGGACCCCGCCACCGGGCAGACGGUGGACGACUAUUGGCCCGCGUCCGUCAAGCUGUUGGCUGACAUGAAGUUCCUGGAGCACCUGAGGAACUUCGACAAGGACAACAUACCGGCCGCUUACAUGAAGCGCAUACGCGACCGCUUCAUCAACGACAGGAGCUUCCAGCCGGAUGUGAUCAAGAAGGUCUCGGCCGCCUGCGAGGGUCUGUGCAAGUGGGUGCGCGCGAUGGAAGUGUACGACCGCGUGAUCAAGGUGGUCGCGCCGAAGAAGGCGAUGCUGGCGGAGGCGGAGGCCGCGUUGGCCUUGCAGAUGGAGACGCUCAACGCGAAGCGGAACCUCCUGCAGGAGGUGUCGCAGAAGCUGCAGUCCCUGAACGACGAGUUCGCCGAGUGCAUGAGGGAGAAGAAGAAACUCGAGGACCAGAUCGACUACUGCAGGCAGAAGCUGGAGAGAGCGGAGAAACUGUUGAGCGGCCUCAGCGGCGAGAAGGUCAGGUGGAGCGAGACGGCUCGCAAUCUGGGCGCCAGCCUGGGUAACGUGAUCGGCGACGUCCUGCUGUCGUCCGGCAUAGUGGCUUAUCUCGGUGCGUUCACCAUCGAGUACAGGAACAACCUGAUCAGCGAGUGGCACGCGGCCUGCAUCCGCGCAGCGAUACCGUGCUGCGGCAAGUUCAGCUUGGUCGAGAUAUUGGGCGACGCGGUGGAGAUCAGAAACUGGAACAUCAUGGGCUUGCCGGCCGAUAACUUCUCCGUGGAGAACGGGAUAAUCGUGAAGAACGCCGACCGGUGGCCGCUGAUGAUAGACCCGCAGAACCAGGCGAACAAGUGGGUGAAGAACAUGGAGAAGCAGAACGGCCUGAUUGUGAUCAAGCUCACCGAUGCGAAUUACGCGAGAGCGAUAGAGAUGAGCCUGCAGCUCGGCACGCCGGUGCUGCUGGAGAACAUCGCCGAGGAGAUCGACGCGCUGUUGGAGCCGGUGCUGCUGAAGAACGUGUACAAGAAGCAAGGGGUGCUCUACAUGAAGUUCGGCGAGGUCGUGUUGGAGUACAACCCGAACUUCCGCUUUUACAUCACCACGCGGCUGAGAAAUCCGCACUACUUGCCGGAGGUGGCGGUGAAGGUGACUCUGUUGAACUUCAUGAUCACGCCGCAGGGCCUGCAGGAUCAGCUGCUGGGCAUCGUCGUGGCGAAGGAGCUGCCGGUACUCGAGGAGAAGAAGAACCAGCUGAUAGUGGAGGGCGCGAACAACAGACGGAUACUGAAGGAGCUCGAGGACCAGAUCUUGAAGGUGCUCUCGGCGUCGGAGGGCAACAUCCUGGAGGACGAGACCGCCAUCAAGAUACUCUCGACGUCGAAGAUCAUGUCGGAGGACAUUCAGGCGAAGCAAGAGAUCGCGAUCACUACGUCGGAGGAGAUAGACAAAGCUCGCAACGGCUACGUGCCCGUGUCGAAGCACGGCGCCGUCCUCUUCUUCUGCAUCUCCGAGUUGGCCAACAUCGAUCCCAUGUACCAGUAUUCCCUGCCCUGGUUCCUGCACCUCUACGUCAUGGCGGUGGCCCACAGCGAGAGGUCCGACAACCUGGACAUACGUAUGGACAACCUCAACUCGUACUUCACGGCGAGCAUCUACAGGAACGUGUGUCGCUCCUUGUUCGAGAAGGACAAGCUGAUCUUUUCCUUCGUACUCUGCGCCGGUCUGCUGCGUGCCUCUCGCAAGUUAGAGGAGGACCUCUGGGUGUUCCUGCUGACGGGGGGAGUCGCUCUGGACAAUCCUUACCCGAAUCCCGAUCCUUCCUGGUUGACUGAGAAAUCCUGGUCGGAGCUCGUGAGAGCCAGCCUCUUGCCGGGCCUGAAACCGCUUAGGGAGUCCUUCCAAUCCAACAUAUCGCAGUGGCAGGAGUACUACGACCUGUCGAAUCCGCAGGACUAUCCGUUACCGGCGCCGUUCCGGGACGAGGACGACGGCAGUCUGAGGAGGCUGGUGAUCCUGAGGUGCGUGAGGAUGGACAAGCUGGUCGUCGCCGUCCAGACGUUCGUCAUACACCACUUGGGUCGGUUCUUCGUGGAACCGCCGCCGUUCGACCUUCAGAGCUCGUACGACGACUCGAGCAACGUAACUCCCCUCAUCUUCGUGCUCUCGCCGGGCUCGGACCCGAUGGCCGGCCUGAUCAAGUUCGCCGAGGACCGUGGGAUCUCGAAGAAGAAUCUGAUGACGAUAUCGCUGGGUCAAGGUCAGGGGCCGAUCGCGUCCGGCAUGAUCGAGCGUGGCAUCAAGAGCGGCGAGUGGGUGAUCCUGCAGAACUGCCACCUCGCCGUGUCAUGGAUGAAGGAGCUCGACAAGAUAUGCGACGAGAUAAUCGUGCCUGAGAAGACGCACCCGGAAUUCCGCAUCUGGCUGACCAGCUACCCGUCCGCCGGCUUCCCGGUGUCCAUACUGCAGAACGGCGUCAAGAUGACGAACGAGCCGCCGAAGGGUCUGAGGAGCAACCUGCUGCGCAGCUACCUCAACGAUCCCGUGUCGGAUCCCAAGUUCUUCCGCGAGUGUACGAAGGUGGUCGAGUGGCGUCACUUGCUCUUCUCCCUGUGUUUUUUCCACGCGGUCGUGCAAGAAAGGCGGAACUUCGGCCCGCUCGGGUGGAACAUACCCUACGAGUUCAACGAGUCCGACCUGCGCAUCAGUAUCCUGCAGCUGCAAUUGUUCCUAAACGACUACGACGAAGUACCGUUUGAAGCGCUCAUAUACCUGACGGGAGAAUGCAACUAUGGCGGCCGAGUGACCGACGAUAAGGACAGACGCUUACUGAACGCGUUGCUGAAGAAUUUCUACAACCCCCAAGUCAUCGAAAAUCCACGAUACUGCUUCUCACCGAGUGGAAUUUACCACCUGGCGGAUGACAUCGAUUACGAGGGCUGCCUGGUGUACAUUCGUAGUUUACCGAUCAAUCAGCUGCCGGAGGUUUACGGUUUGCACGACAAUGCGGACAUAACGAAGGACAAUCGGGAAGCGAUGCAACUGUUGGGCAGCGUGCUCCAGACUCAGCCGCAGAUCAGCGGAGUAGGUGUCGUAAAGGACAUGGACGAGGUGGUUUCCGCGCUGGCCGCUGAUAUUCUGUCGAAGAUACCGGCCGAGUUCGACGUGAAAGCGGUGUCGAAGAAGUACCCGAUUCUCUACAUGAACAGCAUGAACACAGUGCUGUGCCAAGAGCUGGUGAAGUUCAACGACCUCACCAGGACCAUCAAGGACACGUUGAGCAACGUGCAGAAGGCGAUCAAGGGGCAAGUUCUCAUGUCAGCGGUACUGGAGGAGGUUUACGUUAGCAUGAGCGUGGGUAAGGUGCCGCGGGCUUGGGACAGGAAAUCAUACCCGUCCCUGAAGCCGCUUGGCAGCUACGUGAACGACCUGUUGGCGAGGCUGCAGUUCUUGGACGACUGGAUCGAGCACGACGCACCGAACGUCUUUUGGAUAUCCGGCUUCUUCUUCACCCAGUCGUUUCUCACCGCGGUGCUGCAAAAUUACGCUCGCUUACACAAGAUCCCGAUCGAUCACCUGGACUUUCAGUUCGAGGUCACGCAGUUCGAGUCGAGCGUCGAGGAGGCCCCUUCUUACGGAGUCUACGUUACUGGUCUCUUCCUCGAGGGAGCUCGCUGGAACAGAGAGAAAAUGUUAUUGGACGAGUCCAAGCCUAAGGUAAUGUUCGACGUGCUGCCUAUUUUAUGGCUGAAACCUGGCGUGAAAGCAGAAUUCGUCAUAAAAGACGUCUACUAUUGCCCGGUGUACAAAACGAGCGCCAGACGUGGCGUCUUGGCCACCACCGGCCACUCGUCCAACUUUAUAAUGUACAUUCUACUGCCGACGGAUCUGGAUGAGUCGCAUUGGAUCAUCAGAGGUGUCGCUGCCCUUUGCCAACUCGACGAUUAGUAGAAACGAUCAGUUGUGAAUUAACGGCGUUAGAAUAUAAAUCGCUCGAUAAGCGAUAGUAAAUGGACAAUAAAUAUAUGUGGGUGAGCUAAUGAAUAAAGCGUUUACAUUAUAGAAUUAAUUGUUUAUAUGUGAGAUUAAUAUAAAUAUUGCAUCAUGA